AUGGCUGGCGCCAACAAGGAGCAACCCGCUGGCACGAGGCGGAACAGGAUGAGCUUCUGCGAGGAUGGCCCCGCAGCGAGGCGUGCCUCCAGACCCACCUGCACCGACACCGAAGAGCGAGUUGCCGUCUGGGAUGCGGUGGCCGCCUACGUACAAGAGCACCUCCUGGUGCAGAAGGGGGUCUGGAUUCCCACCUUCGGAUCCUUUGACACCAUCUCCAGAGACAUCAGGACUGAGGACGGGACCGUGACUCUGCGGUGGCCCGUCUUUCACUUGUCUGGAAACCUCAUAGCCGUGCACCACCUCAAGCCCCGCAGGGAGUCCCUGCCAGCCCAUAGGAAGCUGGAGCCGCUCAAGAGCAGCGAGGUGGCCGCAGCUGCCUCUGUGACCUGGCAGACAGCGCAGGCUUGCAUCCAAAGCACCGUGUCCCUGCUCUCUGGCUGCCUGAAGAAUGGGGAGAACGUUGCCGUUGUCUUCAAGGACAUUGGAGUACUCCACAUCGAUGGAAUGACCUUCCACAUGAAAUUCUAUUACGACUUCCUUGAGAAGCUGUCAGGGAAAGAGAAGUUCAGGAAAGCUCUUCUCAAGGCCCCCUGGCUGCUGGACAUGGUGGUGUCCCGAGCGGCACCGGUGGCCUCCCUGGCACUCUCUGGCUGCCUCGUCGUCUUUCCCAAGUUUCAAAUGGAGUUUGUACCCAAACCACCACCUGGGAUAUCCCGCAGGUCCUCAGGAGGCAUCCCUGCGGAGGGGAAACCAAAGGAAGAGGAGGCUUUGCCACCUCUCGCCCAGGGCAAGAAAGUGAGAUUUGCUGGCAAGCCAACCUUCAUCAAACGCUUGAGCUCGGACAGUCUAGAUGGAGGAAAACUCCGAAGGAUAAGGAGCUUACUGCGCAAGGAGAGCUCUACGUCCAGUCUGCUGCCAGCCAUCCCUGGAGUGCCUGAAGACCAAAAGCAGCCGCUGACCUGCCAGCUGCAGGGCCAGGCAGAAACAGACAGCCAAGAAGACCUGGGCCGAGCCCCGGGAACCAAACACGUGAGCUUCCGUGAGGAAGAACGGGAAGCGGAAAAAGCCCAUCGUGUGGCUGCGGUGCUGAAGUUGCCCAAAGCCAACGAAUCUUUCAGCAACGAUUCCAGACCUUCCUCAAGGGCUCAGUCCAGCCCGUCGCAGGCAUCGCAAGGCACUCCAUCCCGGCUUCCACUUCUGGCAUGCGACUCAGUCAGACUUCUGAGGCGCAGGGCUAAGAAGAGCAGGCAGAAAGAACCCGAGGAGAUGGCAGCAUCAACAUCUCAGGCUGAGGCCAGCCAGCCGCAGGAGUCCUCUACUGACAGAGCUGGAUUUCUGCCACCGAUAAACGAAGAAACACAGUCUCCUCAGCGUCAGCCUCCAAACACCAAAGCCCCACCGCGCAGGAAGGGCACACCCUACCCACGCUGAUGCGGGCAUGGGGCGCCCAUGAGCUCCAAGAGCUCCACUCGAGCUGGCUGCAAAACAGAUGCUUGAAUCCCAUCUGCAUCAUAUCUAAUCCUAGACUAGGCUGCCGAGUGCCCAAUCCAACCUGGCCUUCAACACUGCCACGGACGCGGCGUCCACAAGCUCUCUGGGCAUCCGCUUCCAGCAUCUCACCCCCGUCUCUGGAAAGACCUUCUCCCUGACAUCCAAUCUUCAUUGUCCCUCCCUCUGUCAAUAAAGCCUUACCAUGGGCCUAUCCCAUACAAAUCUCCACAAUGCCUGUGGCAGUGUCAUUGCGUCUUUGGACGCCAGCUCUGGUGCUGGCGGAGGGAGAAAGAAUUGUGAGAGGGCAUCAGAACAUCUCACGAUGCUUUCCUUGAUGCCAAAGGAAAUCCAGCAUCUCGCUUGGCUCGGCUGUCUGAGCUUUUCUGCUGAAGGGGAAGACCAAAAAUGAAGUCAGCUUCAAAUUGGUGCGGCAGCUCAGAGCUCUCACAGGAUACCAGGGAUCCUUGGGAGGCCUUUUCCAAGUGGAAGAUUGCGUCCUAUAAAGAAUCACAGAAU
This is a messenger RNA of Gallus gallus (chicken), 2010 nucleotides long. RefSeq names its product coiled-coil domain-containing protein 81-like. The coding region runs from base 1 to 1434 and encodes 477 amino acids. The record is from RefSeq and is a predicted model, not a curated record. The transcript has 8 exons. Gene Ontology annotation, cellular component: centrosome. Lineage: Eukaryota; Metazoa; Chordata; Aves; Galliformes; Phasianidae.